Eubalaena glacialis (North Atlantic right whale) is the source of this 2085-nucleotide messenger RNA. It is a transcript of the gene HOXB9, whose product is annotated as homeobox B9. The record is from RefSeq and is a predicted model, not a curated record. Gene Ontology annotation, molecular function: DNA-binding transcription factor activity, RNA polymerase II-specific; RNA polymerase II cis-regulatory region sequence-specific DNA binding. Gene Ontology annotation, biological process: DNA-templated transcription; embryonic skeletal system morphogenesis; proximal/distal pattern formation. NCBI's taxonomy places the organism in Eukaryota, Metazoa, Chordata, Mammalia, Artiodactyla, Balaenidae. Gene Ontology annotation, cellular component: nucleus. The transcript is spliced from 3 exons. Bases 88 to 957 code for a protein of 289 amino acids.
CACCGGUCCGGGUGCCACCUCUCCCUGCUUGGGCGCCGCGCGCGAGCGCUUCCCUUCCCCCUGCGAGCGCCCGGAUAAUGUCUGAGAAUGUCCAUUUCUGGGACGCUUAGCAGCUAUUAUGUCGACUCGAUCAUAAGUCACGAGAGUGAGGACGCGCCUCCAGCCAAGUUUCCUUCCGGCCAGUACGCGAGCCCCCGGCAGCCGGGCCACGCGGAGCACCUGGAGUUCCCCUCGUGCAGCUUCCAGCCCAAAGCGCCGGUGUUCGGCGCCUCCUGGGCGCCGCUGAGCUCGCACGCGUCCGGAAGCCUGCCGUCCGUCUACCACCCCUACAUCCAGCCCCAGGGCGUCCCGCCGGCCGAGAGCAGGUACCUCCGCACCUGGCUGGAGCCGGCGCCGCGCGGCGAAGCUGCUCCUGUGCAGGGCCAGGCGGCGGUGAAGGCGGAGCCGCUGCUGGGCGCGCCUGGGGAGCUGCUCAAGCAGGGCACGCCCGAGUACAGUUUGGAAACUUCGGCGGGCAGGGAGGCCGUCCUGUCUAAUCAAAGACCCGGCUACGGGGACAAUAAAAUUUGCGAAGGAAGCGAGGACAAAGAGAGGCCGGAUCAAACCAACCUCUCCGCCAACUGGCUGCACGCUCGCUCUUCCCGGAAAAAGCGCUGUCCCUACACCAAAUACCAGACGCUGGAGCUAGAGAAGGAGUUUCUGUUCAAUAUGUACCUCACCAGGGACCGUAGGCACGAAGUGGCCAGACUCCUCAAUCUGAGUGAGAGACAAGUCAAAAUCUGGUUUCAGAACCGGCGGAUGAAAAUGAAGAAAAUGAAUAAGGAACAGGGCAAAGAAGUCACCCAGGGACACUCCAACUGCACACAGCCCAACAGACGCCCACCUGCAAAAAGCCUGGAGCCCACAGUAACAAUGGGAAGCGCUCACAGUCAACACUCAAAUGAAGUGGCACCCUAAAUGCAGACCAUCACACCCCAAGUCUGGCGGAAUAGCCCACAGACCAUCAGGCAAGUCCAGGGUCUGCCCCUGAUGCAAUACACACCAAGAAUAAGUCUAUUGACACACUCCUGAAUGAGGCGCUGCAGCUCAAAAGGCCCAGCACUCUCCUUAACUAUACCCGGGCAUGGACUCAAGGGCAAGUGGGGUAAAUUCAGCUCCCAAGCUGGUGGGUUAGAAAGGGCAAGGAAAGGCAGCGGUGGUCUUAUGAGAGUCUCUUAGGUUUUAUGAAGGUAGUCCACAUACACACAUUUUGCUGCAGGAAAUGUUUAAUUCUGCAUGUUGUUUUCCUCUCCUUCCAACAAAAGGAGGUCAGAUCGUGGGUCAUAAGCCUUGACAAUGUCGUCCUCACGUUCAUCUGUGCCCCGCUUGACAGAGACUGUAGCUUCUCUUGCUCAACACCAGCCCUGCAUUCUUCCGCAUCCUCCCCAGCUCUGAAAUCAACUCUGUUCGGCAAAUCCACCUUGCACCAGCGAGUCAAGUCGCCCCUGUAGAAAACCCCCUCCACCCUCCAUCCUCUGCUAGCUCUACCCCUCCAUAGGCGGAAAAGCCAAGUCAGGAGAACCCGAUGGAGAAUUUAUUGUGAAUCGAUUCCCCGGGCUCCUCUCCAGAGCAAGUUGUGGAGCACAGGGAGGAGCAAAGUCUCCCCAGGCGCGCGGAGCUUGACUUCUUCCUCCCGUCCUGCCCAGUCUGACCCCUGCGGAGGAGCCCCGGGCUUGUCAGCUGCUGCCCCAGCGCAGAAGCGCAGAGACCAGCCCCAGUGCCUGGCUUUGCCUCCCGAGACUCGGUCCUGGAUGGCGAUCUGCGCGCGCACGCUUCUGGGGAGCAGUCCCGCUUGCUAAGGAAAGAGGCGAAAUCGUACCUAAGCAUUAGGCCAGAGCUUACUCUCGGCUUUCUUUCCUCCCCCUGCUACCCCACCUCUCCAAUCCCCUUCAAUUCAUGGACUCUCGCUCCUGCUUCUCCCAACCCUGCAAGGGGACAUUCCAGUAGAACUUCUUUUGCUUUGUCGGUGGCAGUCGUGAAAUUGUGCUGUGUUUUGUGAUUUCUUUGGGGGUGAUUGUCUCGCCUGUUUUCAGUUGUUGCUUAUAU